CAGAGGUUCAUACAUGAAGUCACUGCUAUGGAGGAUACUGUGGAAAGGACCUACGCAGUCUUUUGGUGCCCUCACAUGUCAACAUUGAUUGAGUCCAGAGCCCACUGAAUGCCAUCAAGGCCUGGUUGAGUGACAUUCCAAGCCUAGAAGAUGAUGGUACGUGAGAGAGAACGGAGACGGAAGAGAGAGGGCUCAGGGGGCCGAGGGAAGCCUGAGGGAUGGGAGGAAGCUAGAGGGGAAUUCUACCAAGAAGCCUACAGUGACAACAGCACAGGACGAAGAGAGACUGGGAAGCGACCAAGUCAAGAUGAUGUUGAAGCCAUGCUUCCUAGCCGGCAACCUGGUGCAACUGUGAGAAGAAAGAAUGUACGCCGAGCCUCACUUUAUAAGACAGGUGUGAACCGUCGUCAGUCACCUACAGCUGAGCUCAACUAUGAGACCCUGCCAGAUUUGUCAGGAGAGGAUGUGACCAAUGAAGCAGAUGUAUGGGAGCAGCUUCAGGGCAUCAAGUCAAUGGCCUUACCUAUGGCUAGGAAGCGAGAACAUCAGAGAAAAAUCAAAAGUAAAUUCCACAUCUUGAAGAGUUCUGGAUUUCAAGGCUUCAGUCUGCAAGGAAGAAAAGCUCGCCAGAACUUGGCUCUUCGCUUCCAGGAGCAGAAGCAUUGGGUCACACCCUUCCACUCAUCUUUACGACAAAUUGAGGGACAUUAUGGGACUGGCAUAGUUUCAUACUUUGUAUUUCUCCGCUGGCUACUAUUGCUCAAUGUUCUGCUUGGUGUCCUCGUAGUCAUCUUCAUCAUGGUCCCUGUGGCUGUUGUGCAAGAUGAUCAAUAUACCACUCCAAAUGCCACUGAUUGCUCCAAGCAAUAUAUAGAUGAAGUGGAGAAAUACAAAGAAGGUGAAGACCUAUUGGAUAAGGUCAGUGAUGCAGUUAAGGGUACUGGGUGGCUGGAGCGCACAUAUUUGUUUUAUGGCUUUUAUCCAAAUAUUUAUCUAAAUAUAGUUGGAUCAGAGUUGACAUAUAAUUUCCCUCUGGCAUACAUGGGCACAGUCUUCUUCAUCUUCUUGCUCACUUUCUUGCUCAUAGUCCAUUCCGCUGCCAAAGGAUUCCAGGAAUCCCUAAUGAUCUCCAAAGGAAGCUUUAAUGAGUAUUGCAACAUCUUUUUUGCUGGUUGGGAUUUCUGCAUUUUCGAUAAGUCAGCAGCUCUCACCAAAAAGCGAGGGAUCAUGAAUGAAGUCAAGAGUUUGAUCUCAGCAGAGCGUUUGAGAGAGAGCAUUCGCCGACGCACCAAAUGGCAGAGAAUCGCACUGUACUUAAUUCGUAUCUGCAUGAGCCUGGUGGCCCUGGGGAUUCUUGGUGGUUGUGGGUUUCUCAUCUUUGUCUCAGCUGGAUAUUCUCUUGAUAAAUUGUCAAACUCAACUGAUGAGAAGACCAUUGAUGGGAUUCCAACCAUUUUUUACAGUUAUCUCCCAACUUUUGUGAUCACAAUGUUGAACAUGGUGAUACCCAUGUUCUUCUCAAGCACAAUUCGUGUUGAGAAAUAUGCUCCCCUUACUGUCAUCAAAGUCCUAUUGAUCCGGACGCUGGCUGUCCGGAUAUCAUCCAUUUUUUUCUUGCUUGUUUCAUUCCACAGCAUGAUCAAAUGCACACUUCCAGACAAUGGAUGUGUUGAUGAAUCUUGCAAAACUCCAUUAUGCUGGGAGACAUAUGUGGGGCAACAAAUGUAUAGACUGGUUCUCUUUGAUUUCAUUAUCCGUGCAAUAACUCUCUGCCUUCUUGCUUUGCCCCGCUCGAUGAUUACUCGCUGCCUUUCUUCCAAAACCAUGAAGGCCAUCCUAGAAGUUCAGUUUGAUUUGCCGCAACAGGUUUUGGAUCUCGUUUAUGGACAGACUUUGUGUUGGCUAGGAACCUUCUUCUCACCCCUCAUCCCUGUCAUUUCUUUGUUCAAGCUCUGCUUCCUAUUCUACAUGAUGAAAUUUUACCUCUACAUCAUUUGUGUUCCCCCCACCACUGGCUACCGAGCAUCAAGAACCAACUCGUAUUUCUUUGCUGUUCUCCUUGUUUCAUUUAUCAUCAUUGCCAUUCCUCUUGGAUAUAUGAUUGCAUCCAUCAAUCCAUCCCGGGCAUGUGGUCCAUUUCAAGGACAGGAAUACAUGUGGGAUAUUGUUGUGACUACAGUUUCAUCUUGGCCAAAAUGGACUCUGGAUGUAAUUUCUUUUUUGAACACAGCUGCUUUCAUUAUCCCAGUCAUUGUCUUGCUUUCCCUGAUGCUUUAUUAUUACUGGGCUGUUGCGGGUGCACGACGUGCCAAACUGACCAUGCUUCGUGAGCAUCUUAUUCUUGAGGGAAAGGAUAAACACUUCCUCCUCACCAGGUUGCAUGCACUGUUGAAGAAGAAAACUGAAUUGGAGUCAGAACCCCAUUCAUGAGUUUCCUCCCUUUUGUAUCCUUGUUAGGUCCAUUCCCAUUGCAUUCAAUGCUUUGAAUCCAAUCCAUGUCAGUGAUUUUUAUAGAGGUUUUUUUGAUGACUUGCUUUUGAAUAUUAUACUUGAGAGCACAAGAUCUCCCCUGAUAGUGUGGGACAACUAUUAAGCUUUAUCUGGUUGCAUGUUAUUUGGUAUGUGCAGUAUGGAACAAGCACUUGGUUCCUUCAUUUCUUCCAUGAUAUCAAUGCCAACAAUGAUUUACAGUGAUCAGUGUCUAGUCAUACUCUGUUACUAUGUGAC
Molecule: messenger RNA, 2727 nt
Organism: Darwinula stevensoni
Lineage: Eukaryota; Metazoa; Arthropoda; Ostracoda; Podocopida; Darwinulidae
Source: the annotation of a GenBank genome assembly